AAGCUUCUCUAGCUGCUGUUAUCAUUCAUGGUGUUGGCGAUCUGAUUGUUGGACCACAAACUUUAAAACGUUUCUGGCAAGCUAAUCCAAUUGAGUUUUUUAUCUUUUGGAUCGGAGUUAUUGUUACAAUUUUUUCUACCAUUGAAACCGGUAUCUACAUUACAAUUAUUUCUUCGGGUUCUCUACUAUUGUUUCGUAUUGCAAAAGCUCGUGGUGAAUUUGUUGGUCGAGUUCAAAUUCAACAAGUCAAAUUAACAACCAAUAGUUAUGUUCAUGUAACAAGUAGAAAUAUCUAUGUGCCACUCAAUCAUUCUGAUGGUUCGAAUCCGACAAUUAUUCCAAUAUCACCCGGCGAUGGCAUAUUUAUUUAUCGGUUAAAUGAAAGCUUUUUGUAUCCAAAUGCCAAUUAUUAUAUGGAACAUUUAGUUGAACAUAUUUUUCGCGAAACGAAACCAGGCAAAGUCAAUCCGUAUGGUUCACUAGGUGAACAGCCAUGGAAUUUGAGGACUAGUCGUCAUCCAGAAAAAGAUCUACAAACAGAUGAUCAACGUCCAUACUUACAUGCCUUAAUUUUAGAUUUUACUGGUGUUGCACAUUUGGACAUAACUGGUCUGGAAAAUCUUGUUGAUAUCCGUCGACAAUUAGAUCGUUACGCAGAUAAAACCAUUAAUUGGCAUUUUGUUGGCUUAUCGAAUCCUUGGAUGAAACGAGCUCUCAUUUCGGCUGGAUUUGGAUCAUCUGAUCACGGUCAUACAGUGUUUUCUGUAGCAAACGUCUAUAUCAAUCUCGAUCGUGGUGAAAACGGUGCAGAUACUAUUCUUGUGCCCAUUCUUGAUAUCAAUCGACCUCUCUUUCAUACAGAUCUCGAUGAAGCGUAUGAAGCAGCUAUGGCUACAUUAGUUCAACAAGAAACAUUUUUCAUUUCCCGUAAUGAUACAGCAUAA
Molecule: messenger RNA, 944 nt
Organism: Rotaria sp. Silwood2
Lineage: Eukaryota; Metazoa; Rotifera; Eurotatoria; Philodinida; Philodinidae
Source: the annotation of a GenBank genome assembly